GCUUGUGAAUACUGGUGUUCACAUAUUAUUGGAUUAUGCGAGUGUGUGAAGUAAAUACCUCCUUGAAAAGUAUGUGAUAAAUACGAGUGCAUAGCUACUUUCAAAAUUAUCAUGGACAAUCAGGAAAAAAACACAUUUGGGCAAAAUACGGCUCACAUCUCGUGUCUAUACCCAGAGAUCUUAGCCCUGAUUUUCAGCUACCUAAAUGUACGGGACAAGGGACGAGCGGCGCAAGUCUGUGCGGCCUGGAGGGAGGCGACUUUCCACAAAUCCGUCUGGCGCGGAGUAUGUGCACGGUUGCACCUGCGGCGAUCUAACCCCUCCUUGUUUCCAAGUUUAGUACGUCGAGGUAUCCAUCGAAUACAAGUUCUUAGUCUGCGAAGAAGCCUCCGCGAUGUGGUUUUAGGUGUGCCAAACUUGGAGUCUUUAAAUUUAAGCGGGUGCUACAACUUGGGCGACUCGUGGCUCAGCCAUGCAUUGGUUCACGCUAUGCCAUCUCUGACGGAGUUGAAUCUCAGUAUGUGUAAACAAAUCACGGAUUCGAGUUUAGGACGUAUUGCUCAACACCUUCAGAAUUUGGAAUUUUUAGACUUGGGUGGGUGUUGUAACAUUACUAACACAGGGUUACUUUUAGUGGCCUGGGGACUCAGGCGACUUCGUAGUCUGAACCUACGCAGUUCUCGACAUGUAUCCGACACAGGAAUUGGUCAUCUAGCCGGUUUAACGCCCGAGGCAGCUGAUGGAACGUUAGCCUUAGAACAUUUGGGACUUCAGGACUGCCAGAAACUUACUGACGACGCCCUGAAGCACAUGAGUCUUGGCCUUCAUCGCCUAAAGAGCAUCAAUCUAAGUUUUUGUGCGAGUAUAACUGAGGUGGGCCUGAAGAACUUAGCGCGAAUGUCCGAACUACGCGAGAUAAAUAUAAGCAGCUGCGACAACAUCUCUGACGUGGGCAUGGCUUUCUUGGCCGAGGGCGGCUCGCGUUUAACAACUCUGGACGUCAGUUUCUGUGACAAGGUGGGGGACCAAGGAUUGCUUCACAUCUCCCAAGGACUCUUCAAUCUACAUAGCCUCAGCCUUAAUGCCUGCCCUAUCAGUGACGAAGGUUUAAGUCGUAUCGCGCGCACAUUAUCAGACCUUCACACCUUAAACAUUGGUCAGUGCUCCCGAGUGACCGAUAAAGGUCUCAGUCUUAUUGCUGACCACCUUCAUCAGCUCCGAAGUAUCGACUUGUACGGUUGUACCAAGAUCACCACAGUGGGGCUAGAAAAACUCAUGCAGCUUCCCUGGCUUUCCGUCUUAAAUUUAGGUUUGUGGCAAAAAGGUACCAGUGACGAAAGCUUUAAAACGUUAAAGCCUGUUAGUGAUAACUAAACGUUUGUGUGUGUGUACGUGUUUUAUGCAUAUAUAGUACAUAUAUAUAAAAUAUAUAAUUACAAAUGUAUAUGUAACGAUAAAUAACCUUACUAUCUGAUACACAACCGUUAUUAUAAAACCUAGCGAAAGAAGGUUUUAUUUAACGUUAAGUGAUCAACCACCCCAAUAGAACUUAGAACGAAAGUAAGGUUGGUUAGAAUAAGUCUUUCUGAUCGUAAUCCUGAAUAUUUGAGUUAUAAAUAAUGGAUAUGUGUUGAGCAUUGAACGGUUCUUUGGUUUUUAGAGAUCGACCCACAUGAAAAUUAUGAUGGAGAUGCUCUUGCAGGUGAGCAUACUGCUAUGUCUGUUAUACCGUUAUCAUUUCUUAAUAUUUCUGUUCUUAACCUUCAAUUAUUGACAUAUCUAAGUUCUAUAAUAUCAUCAGAUUUAUAACAUACAAACAUGGACAUUAAAAACACACGAAAUUUCAUAAUGCAAUUGUAGAAAAAAAGUAUUAUUUAAGGUCUUGGAAAUAACUGUACUAGUACUGUACUUUAGUUUCAUGUCUCUUGAUCAAAAACAGGUUAAUGAUAGAUACAACAUUUAUCAACUUUUACUAGUUUUAGGCUUCUAGUUCUAUCGUUGAAUUUUCAAAACUAUAGAAACAUUAGAUUUUGCUAAAGACAUAUUUUAAUGAUGAGAAAAAUUAGUGCUUUAGUUAUGUAUCGGGAAGGAAAUGUGGUAUUACCUCAUGAUAUGGCAAAAGAUAAGAAAUGAGUGUAGAGACUAUCCAGGAUACUAUCAUAUUUAGGCGUCUCUUUGAUACUUCGGUAACAAGAAAUCUGUUGCAAAGUCCAGUUUAAAUUAUUUUGUACAAAAUAUUUUUUGUAUUAUAAAAGAUUAUUGCUUAAUACUUUAUGUGAUGUAAAAUAUUUCGAAAGUACAGUUAUUUCUCAUCCUGUUUUGAAAUGUGGAUCUUAGUGCCUAAUUCAAUUAAGUAUAUUAUUCUAGAUGUACUUCCGCAAGGUCCCCGAAAGUGUUUUGUUUCAAGAGUAAAUAAUACCCAAAUUAAGAGUA
This is a messenger RNA of Limulus polyphemus (Atlantic horseshoe crab), 2433 nucleotides long. RefSeq names its product F-box/LRR-repeat protein 14-like. The coding region runs from base 112 to 1374 and encodes 420 amino acids. The record is from RefSeq and is a predicted model, not a curated record. The transcript has a single exon. Lineage: Eukaryota; Metazoa; Arthropoda; Merostomata; Xiphosura; Limulidae. Gene Ontology annotation, molecular function: protein binding.